Molecule: messenger RNA, 1940 nt
Organism: Phalaenopsis equestris
Lineage: Eukaryota; Viridiplantae; Streptophyta; Magnoliopsida; Asparagales; Orchidaceae
Product: protein NEDD1
Exons: 8
Coding region: 91-1860 (589 amino acids)
Biological process (GO): regulation of phragmoplast microtubule organization; regulation of mitotic spindle organization; positive regulation of cytokinesis
Cellular component (GO): kinetochore microtubule
Molecular function (GO): protein binding; gamma-tubulin complex binding
Source: RefSeq, a predicted model, not a curated record
AAGAUCCAUUUGGGCAGCCAGGUGUUAAGAGUGCUUGAUUAUUCUCGACUUAGUCGGCAGCUUUUGGCCAUAGCAGGUGAUGAUGGAUCCAUGCAUGUGUGGGACACAACAGGUCGUGCUCCAAAGGUUUCUUGGUUGAAGCAGCAUUCUGCUCCAACUACGGGCAUUGGCUUCUCACCAUCUAGUGAGAAGAUAAUUGCUAGUGUUGGUUUAGACAAGAAACUGUACACAUUUGAUUCAGCCAUGAGAAGGCCCACAUCAUGUAUACCAUAUGAAGCACCGUUCUCUUCGCUUUCUUACAGUGAUGAUGGAAAUAUACUGGCUGCGGGAACAAAUGGUGGACUAGUAGUAUUCUAUGAUGUUCGGGGGAAACCUCAACCAUUCACAAUUCUUCAUGCUUUCAAUAGUUCUGAGUCUGUUAGUAGCUUAUGCUGGCAGAGAUUGAAGCCCUUUAUUGUAAAUGAAAGCAAUUGCACUGCUGAAACUGCUCUCCUUGGAGGUGCUAGUGAAGAUUCAAUUCUGAUGCCAGAUCCCCGGCCCUUUAUGGCAGCUUCAAGCUUCUCCUCAGCUAAUACAGUGUCUAGUUUCAACGCUUCACUGGCAGCAUAUACUAGUGGAUCAAUUUCAACCACAUUAACUUCUUCUGCAGAGGAAACUCCUCUUAGAAGCAGCUUAUGGCGGGGUGGAUCUUUGGCAAAGCUUCAAGCACCUCGUGGUAACUUCAAUCUUAAGGAUGACAUGGAUGUUUUCUCUCCUCUUGUGGAUGUCCAGCCAAUUACGCCAUCUCUUGGCAGUUUGUGGGAUGAUCAUGAUGAAGAAAAAAAGGAUUCAGUGCUCCUCGAUAAGAAAUCUUUGGCAUUGCCAAGUACUUCAAGGAGAUUUCCAUUUACAGAUGGUGACUCUGAUUCCCAUAAAAUAUCGGAUUGGAGGUCUAGCAUAGCCUCAAAACUGGAUGAUACUCUUGCUUCACCGCUGGUUUCCACACCCGCUGCUUCUUCAAAAAGUGAAUCUUGUUUCUCGCCAACUCCUUCAGAAGCUUGGGGAGGGAAUGGAUUGCCCGGCAAGUUUACUCAAAAUCAUCAACCAUCCUCUAUGCUCUCUGGCCAAUUGCCUUCUAAUUCCUUGCCAUCUGGCUUAACAUUCCCAGUCUCGCAAGAUAUAUCUUCGUUAACCAGCCAAUUUUCCAUGACUUCUUUGACAAAUCCCACUUCAAGUUCUCUAAAUCUGCAAAGCAAAUCCGUGUUGAAUAAUGAGAAACUGUCUACUUAUUUCGAAUCUUCAUCUGCUUAUCAUUCAACAUCUGCUUCUACAUCAUUUGGUUCAAGACCAGUGACAUCAAGUUCGUUCGAGCUCCCAGGAUUAGUGCAAUAUGUUUUACCCAGAAGAUCUACUGCAUAUGUUGAUAGAUUAAGUGCUGCAUCAUCCUUAAGUGAUGGAAUUAAUUCUGCGACUAGUUCACCAAAAUCAAAGAAAACAGGUGCAGAAACUCGAGAAGAGCUAUUAAACAGCCUCAUAUCAAGGCAGGAUGUGUCAACUGCGAUAGCAAAUGGCAGCCUUCCUGCAAUCAAUGGAACAUCUGCCCAGCACACAAGGGCCUCCAUUCAACCAAUGGAUCAGCUGGGAAGUUCUUCAUUUUCACUGCAGCUAGUCCAACGCACCCUCGAGGAAACUUUGGGAUCCUUGCAGAAGUCCAUUCAUGAUGAUGUUAAGAACCUACACAUCGAUCUCCUCAGACAGUUCCAUAUGCAAGAGAUGGUAAUGUCGAAUUUGAUAAAUUCAGUUCUGGAAAAGCAAGAUGAACUGAUCAAGGAAGUGCAGACCUUAAGACGAGAAAAUCAACAGCUUCGUCAAUUGCUUUAAAUGGAUGAGUAAUAUGAUGUUUCUAUUUUUUCAUAUUGAUCCCAUAUUUUCGGCAAAAUUACGUUUUGAUUUUUGUUUAA